Messenger RNA from Clupea harengus (Atlantic herring), 1478 nucleotides. RefSeq names its product polyadenylate-binding protein-interacting protein 2. NCBI's taxonomy places the organism in Eukaryota, Metazoa, Chordata, Actinopteri, Clupeiformes, Clupeidae. The record is from RefSeq and is a predicted model, not a curated record. Gene Ontology annotation, molecular function: mRNA regulatory element binding translation repressor activity. Gene Ontology annotation, biological process: negative regulation of translational initiation. Gene Ontology annotation, cellular component: cytoplasm.
CUCACCCUCAAAAUGUAAACAGAUACGGCCGCCAUUACACUGGGCUACCCUACUUGUCUUAUCUGGACUGAAGCGAAUUGCGAGAACAUCGCUGUGGUGGUAAAAAAACAAAACAGUAUAUCUGGAAAUAUUAAAGGUUAAAAUGAAAGACCCCGGCCGCUGCUGCAGCAACAACACAGGCUUCAAGACUAGCGAUGUCAUCCUUAAUGGCAAUCUGAACGGUGAAGAGAACCCCUUUGCUGAAUACAUGUGGAUGGAGAAUGAGGAGGAGUUCAACAGACAGAUUGAAGAGGAGUUAUUGGAGGAAGAGUUCAUCGAAAGAUGCUUCCAGGAGAUGCUGGAGGAGGAGGAGGAACAUGAUUGGUUCAUACCAGCACGUGAUCUUCCUCAAACCUUUGCUCAGCUGCAGGACCAGCUCAGUGCCCUGGUCAUUGGUGAUGGAUACAUGUUAAACGACUUAGUAGUUAACAGCAAUUUGAAUCCCAAUGCAAAAGAAUUUGUUCCUGGGGUGAAGUACUGACCUCAGUCCUGUGAUGAAUGUAACCCAUCUCUGUGCUGUGAGUCAGUGCUAAGAGGCUCCUGAUGAGAUCUUUGUUUCUGUCACUUUUUGCACUUACAGCUUUGCCAAAGUUUCCAAAUAGUUUGCAUGCUACUUUAAAGGCAGAUUAUAUUACACAACUUUGAUGAUGCUUUCUUUUUCUCCAGCUGUUGAUCAAAUAUAAAUGUCAAAUAUAAAUGUCUAUUUAGUUCUGAACAUAGAAGUACAUUUCGUUCGGACAUUACACGUAUAAUGCUAUGGAACAGCCCUUGAACUGUACUGUACUUCUAUAAACUACUGAAGAUGUCCCAUCAUGCUUUCUCUGCAUUUUAAAAUCAGAAGUUAUACUUGAGGAUAAUGUGGAGGCAUGAAACUACUGCUAACCAAGAAAAAUUGGUUAUAAUUUUUUAUUUUUAUAACAUGGUAUACCAAUAGAAAUGGUAUACCAAUAGAAAUGGAGAAAUUAUGUUUCCUUUUUGGUGAUCUCUCAUCUUUACUUUUAUAUUUAGUUACAUUUGACCUUUUCUGUGCUUUCAUGGCAUUUGUUAAAUUGUUUUUUAUGUUACAACUAAGCGUUUGACACUGCUAUGUAGGGAAUAUUUAAAAUACUGGAGAAAAAAAAUACAUAAAAUUAUGUAAAAUAUGUAUAUUUUUAAUACAUCUAUAAAUAAAAUAUUUGUGGUCCUUUUGAAUUAUAAGCUGUUGUACAUCUUGUGUGUUAGUGCAGUCACUGUUAUUAGUCCUCAUGUAUUCAUAUAAUCAAAUGUUGAAGACAUUGACUAGACUGAAAAGCUGAGGUUGUUGUAUACUUUUUAUCCACUAGGUGGCGAUGUUAGCUCAUCUUUGCACUAGCCUCUGUCCGGGCAGCAUUGUGUGCUGGUAACUUCCAAUCAUAUCAACAACAACAACCAAAAAGAAAAAGAUAAACUCUUAAAAUACA